GUUCUCUUCAAUCGCUCAUCUACCUUGAUCUCCUGAAGGACAGGAAGACAGAUCUCAUCAAGAUGAAGACCUUUCUGCUUGCUCUCGGAUUCGCUCUGAUCUGUGUUUCAUCCCAGGUCGACCCAGAAGAGAUCACUGGGGAAUGGCGCACCAUUCUCAUGGGAGCUGAUGACUUAGAGAAGGUUAGUGAAGAUUCAGACAUGAGAGUCCGUUUUCGUCACCUUGAAUGUAUUGAUGCAUGUGAGAAGUUAGCCGUCACCUUCUAUGUCAAGUCCAAUGGGGAGUGUCAGAAGUUCUCAGUGGUGUCCACAAAAGGACCUCAUGAUGUUUUUGAAGUUGAGUAUGCAGGACAAAAUUUCUUCCAAAUCGAGUACUUCUCCAAAGGUAUCAUAAUAUUUUAUAAUAUACAUGUGGAUGGAAACGGCAAGGUUACUCAUAUGACUAAUGUUGGUGCUAAGGAAGACAGUCUGAGUGAAGAGCAUAAGAAGAAGUUUGAAGAAGUGACAGUGGCAUCCAAGAUUCCAAAGGAGAACAUAAGAAAUGUUAUUGAAACUGAUGACUGUCCUGCUGCCUAAGGACCUUGCCUGAUGAGCAGACACUUGAG
Ictidomys tridecemlineatus (thirteen-lined ground squirrel) is the source of this 604-nucleotide messenger RNA. NCBI's taxonomy places the organism in Eukaryota, Metazoa, Chordata, Mammalia, Rodentia, Sciuridae. The record is from RefSeq and is a predicted model, not a curated record.